This is a messenger RNA of Mizuhopecten yessoensis (Yesso scallop), 2937 nucleotides long. Its product is annotated as kelch repeat and BTB domain-containing protein 2-like. Lineage: Eukaryota; Metazoa; Mollusca; Bivalvia; Pectinida; Pectinidae. The coding region runs from base 347 to 2167 and encodes 606 amino acids. The transcript is spliced from 2 exons. Gene Ontology annotation, molecular function: protein binding. The record is from RefSeq and is a predicted model, not a curated record.
UGAAUGACUUAGAGUCGUUAUCGGUUGCAACUUUAGACUCAUGUUGACAAAUGAAUUUGGUCAUCAUUUAUUUUAUACGCAAUAUAUAAAUUGUUCAAAAGCGAAGUGAGAUUUAGAACCAUUUUGCUUGUUCCGAACAAAAUAGAUUAAAUGACAUAGCGUAAAUGCAUGACCGUAAUGGCGUACAUUGAUUAUGUCAUUUACUUUCAUUGACAACAAAACCGUAAGCCACCUUGCUUCACAUGCUUAACCUGCUGACUAACACUGCAAGAGUUGAACGCUGACAGCAUACCCCUUGAGAUUGUUGACUUAUGGACAUGCAAAGGGUAUAAAACCCAAGCAAAGUAUGGAAGAUGCUACUGACAAACAACAUUGGCUCCUUCAAGUGAAACAUGGGUUUAAAAGAUUAAUACAAGAGAAACUAUUUACAGAUGUGAUUUUGAAAGUCGGAGAUCAGGAAUUUGAGUGCCACAAGAACAUUUUGUGUGUGUUUUCAUCUUAUUUUGGAUGUAUGUUCCAGUCAGGAAUGAUUGAGAGUCGAGAGGAGGUGAUAGAGCUGGGAAUGGUGGAAGCAGGGCCCAUGGACCUGUUGAUUCAGUAUAUGUACACUGGUAUGAUGGACAUGAACACACACAAUAUUGCCAGACUGCUAUGGACAGCCACCUUCCUCCAGAUGGAUGGGUUUCUGAACUGGAUGCGUCAAGAUUACAACCUGGACGAUUACAUACACUUGGAUAAUUUCUGGGAUUUGUGGUGUCUAGCUGAGAGCCACCAUGACUGUAUCUUCCUGAAAGAUCCCCUGAUAAACUUUGUUUUAAAAAACUUUGAAAAAUUGUACAAGACACCAGGAUUUAAGGAGAAUAUGUCAUCUGAAGACCUAUUAUCUAUACUGAACGAUAAAAGUUUGAUGGUGAAGAAUGAAGACACAGUUAUUAAUUCUGUCCUCACAUGGGUAAAUCAUAGCAGAGAGAAAAGAAGGGUAGACCUCACUAGACUUAUACAUGCAGUGCGCCUACCACUUUGUCAGAGAAGUAGUCUGGAGCAGCUCAGGAGUAGCUUCAGAGAUGAUAUGGAUCAGGCUGUGCAUGAUAACCUGAAAAUAGCAGAACAGUAUCAACAGGACUGCGGAGGACAGAUGUGUUUUGCCACUGCACAGAGCCAGUACAGGCCAUAUAGUGGCAAAGAGAAAGUCCUUAUCCUUAUAAAUGAAGAGAAAGAAACCCACCCAUCAAAUGAGGAUGACAUUUGUUACCCCUCUGUCUCAUUUAACCGUAAACCUUCCAUCUCAUUUGAGCCUGAUGGAAUGUUGACUGUGCUUCCUUACAGCUUCAGGCCAGGGGGCUUCACCACCUGUACAUAUGCAGAGAGCUGUGUGUAUCUCUGUGGGUACCGCCAACAAACCAAUGCCUUCUUCUACUACUCGACCAUUACUGACAAGUGGCAGUGUCUGGAGCCCUGUCCUGGAGCCUGCAGGGUCGAUGCCCACAUUGUUGCUAUCAGAGACAGAAUCUAUCUGUUUGGCGGAGAGGAAGUUGGCAAGGGUACACUGCUGUCUGCUGUCUAUGUGUACAACGUCACAAACAAUCACUGGGAUGCCAUUCCUUACUGUCAUCUGCAGAUUCCUGUAACUAAGUCUCUGAAGGGUUGCCUUGGUGAUAAGAUUUACAUUUUUGGAGGUUUGUCAGCCUCAGGUGAUCGUGAAAUGAGGUUUGGUGAAGACAUUGUGCAGUGUAUAGACACCACAGACAAGUCCUGUUCCAUCAUGUGCUGCUCUAACCUUGUCAGGGGAGUCGUGUCCCAGGGAUGUGCCUACAGCUGCCAUGCUGACGGUACUGUACACAUCAUUUACAAAGAAAGCACCAACUCGCUACUCAUAGUCAGGUUUGACCCAGAAUCAUCAACAAAGUUUGAAAGUAUAGGUUCUAUUCCAACUACCAUUAAUACUUUUGACUUCAGUAAAUGUAAUUUGAGAAUGGUGAAACAAGACUGCAACCUUGUGGUAGCCAUUACGGAAACUGCUCCAUUGCAAAGUGCUCUUGGUUGUAUUGUGAACUUUGAUUUGAAAACCAAAACGAAAACAAAAGGGAAGCUAUUUCUACAUGAUUUGGAGGUUAUGGAAUUCCACUUCUUAGUUCUGACUGAUGAAAUGAUGAAUGCAGAUUUAUGAUGACUAAAAGAACUACACAUGAAGUGAAUGAACCUAGCUUCCAUGAUAUGUAUAGCAACUAGCAAAUUUAACAUCACAAGUUGUUAAAAAGAAGUUCUCUGUUAUCGAUUUUCAAAAUUACCAUUGAAUGAAAAUCUAGCAAUGCAAACUAUUCAUAAAAAGUCAUGAAUGAAAACAUUUAUAACAUUUUAUAAUAUGCAAAGUAUUUCAUUUUUAUCAACAAAAUUCAGAAGAAUAUAAGAUAAGCGUCUUCUGAUUGUGUUCUAAUUAAGAAAGUGAUGUUCAGAAUUUAAAUACUGUUGAAAGAAUCUAUUAGUGAUGAAGAAACAAAAGUGCUGUCACUUUACUAACUACAUUUGUAAAGGUAAAGAGUACCUCAUCAGCAGUUAAAAUUGUUAAGAUUUCCAUUAUAGAGCCAUAAAAAAUAAGGGUUGCUUCCCUUUGUACAGUAUUUAUCUCUCAUUUUAAUGCAGAAUCGAUAUAAUUUCUGGUACCAACAUUGGUAAAGUGCAGAAUUAGUAGGGUAUAGGUUUUCCGAGGAUUUCUGUUUUUCAUUUUUAGCAUACCUGACCGUGGUGAGCUUAUGCCAUACUGCAGCGUCCGUCGUCUGUCUGUCGUCCGUCUGUCAACUUUUCCUUUAAAAUGCUACUAGUCCUGAAUGGCUAAGUAGAUUUUAUUCUAACUUCGUCUGGGGCAUCCUUGGGCCAAGGAAACACAAUUUUGUAUGAAUGGUGGGUGUAGCCCCCUUGGGGGCAGUGGGGCGAGGCCGA